GCGGCCGAGCGCCAAGACCCCAGUACUGCGCCUGCGCCUCGCGCCUCUACGCAUGCGUGGCGCGGCCCAGCGUCCUCUGGCGCUUAGAAGAUGGCGGCUUCCGCGGUUUGCCGGGCAGCUGGCGCCGGGACGCGAGUGCUGCUGCGCACCCGCCGCUCGCCGGCCCUGCUGAGGUCGUCUGACUUGAGGGGCACCGCCACCUACGCCCAGGCCCUCCAGAGCGUGCCAGAGACGCAGGUCAGCCAGCUGGACAACGGGCUGCGAGUGGCCUCGGAGCAGUCUUCUCAGCCUACCUGCACGGUGGGGGUAUGGAUUGAUGCCGGCAGCCGUUACGAGACUGAGAAGAACAACGGGGCCGGCUACUUUGUGGAGCAUCUGGCUUUCAAGGGAACAAAGAAUCGGCCUGGCAAUGCCUUGGAGAAGGAGGUGGAGAGCAUGGGGGCCCAUCUUAAUGCCUACAGCACCCGGGAGCACACGGCUUACUACAUUAAGGCGUUAUCAAAGGACCUGCCAAAAGCUGUAGAGCUCCUGGCCGAUAUCGUGCAGAACUGCAGCCUCGAGGACUCCCAGAUUGAGAAGGAGCGGGAUGUGAUCCUGCAGGAGCUGCAGGAGAAUGACACGUCCAUGCGGGACGUGGUCUUCAACUACCUGCACGCCACAGCCUUCCAGGGCACACCUCUAGCCCAGUCCGUGGAGGGACCCAGUGAGAAUGUCAGGAAGCUGUCGCAGGCAGACCUGACCGAGUACCUCAGCCGGCAUUACAAGGCUCCCCGAAUGGUGUUAGCAGCAGCUGGAGGGCUGGAGCACCGGCAGCUGCUCGACCUUGCCCAGAAGCACUUCAGCGGGCUCUCCGGGACAUACGACGAGGACGCUGUGCCCACCCUCAGUCCGUGCCGCUUCACUGGCAGUGAGAUCCGCCACCGUGAGGACGGCCUGCCUCUGGCCCACGUGGCCAUCGCAGUGGAGGGGCCUGGCUGGGCCCACCCGGACAACGUGGCCCUCCAGGUGGCCAACGCCGUCAUCGGCCACUACGACUGCACCUACGGUGGCGGCGCACACCUGUCCAGCCCAUUGGCUUCCAUCGCUGCGACCAACAAGCUGUGCCAGAGUUUCCAGACCUUCAACAUCUGCUACGCAGACACUGGGCUGUUGGGCGCGCACUUCGUCUGCGACCACAUGAGCAUCGACGACAUGAUGUUCGUCCUGCAGGGCCAGUGGAUGCGCCUGUGCACCAGCGCCACAGAGAGUGAGGUGGUCCGGGGCAAAAACCUCCUCCGAAACGCUCUGGUGUCUCAUCUGGAUGGCACCACUCCCGUGUGUGAGGACAUCGGACGCAGUCUCCUUACGUACGGCCGCCGCAUUCCCCUGGCCGAGUGGGAAAGCCGGAUUGCGGAGGUGGACGCCAGGGUGGUGCGUGAGGUCUGCUCCAAGUAUUUCUACGACCAGUGCCCGGCAGUGGCUGGAUUCGGCCCCAUUGAACAGCUUCCAGAUUAUAACCGGAUCCGUAGUGGCAUGUUCUGGCUGCGCUUCUAGGCAGGAAGCCUGUGCUUCUAGGCAGGAAGCCUGUGCUUCUAGGCAGGAAGCCUGUGCAGGCAAGAGGGCAGGGCCAGGAUUCGCGGUCCCCCCACGACAAACACACCACCUCGGUCCUUCAGACCUGUGCUGCUGCUGACCCACCAACCAAUAAAGUCUUGCAUCGAGAA
This is a messenger RNA of Bubalus bubalis (water buffalo), 1703 nucleotides long. Its product is annotated as cytochrome b-c1 complex subunit 1, mitochondrial. Gene Ontology annotation, cellular component: mitochondrion. Bases 91 to 1533 code for a protein of 480 amino acids. Gene Ontology annotation, molecular function: metal ion binding. The transcript is spliced from 13 exons. Lineage: Eukaryota; Metazoa; Chordata; Mammalia; Artiodactyla; Bovidae. The record is from RefSeq and is a predicted model, not a curated record.